AUGAAGCAGCACUCUGCCCCCUCGCACCUGGAGGCUGCUCCCGGGGAAAGACACGGAUGGAGGUCUAGGGGUCUCCAGGGGGGGGAUUUCAUGCCUCUCGCCCCCACUGCCCCCCACCCCCGCUCUCCCUCCCUAACCCUCCCGCCUCCCACCCCGCCGACCCCCCGUUCCUGCAAUCGCCCUCAAGCACGGCCCCACCGAUCCCCCCCGCCCCCCCGCACCCCGCCUACCUUCGCCCCCCCCAAUCUCGCCGAACCCUCCGGCCCCGAUCCGGUACAUCCCGCACUCCCACCCACACUACAACCCCCCCUCCCCUUUCGUCCCCGCCAACACCCGCCUCCAAACGCUCCUGCCUUCGCUGCCCGCCUAUCUAUCACCCUCGACCAGCCCCAUGCCCAGGUCCCCAACUCCCCCCCACGCCGACCUGCUCUCCCACUCACCCAAUCCGCCCCUCCAUCCGAGCGACCGGACCUUCCGCCGCCCCACACCCCGGACACACCCGCCCCCCGCGGCUUCCACCAAUCCGCAACCCACCACAGGCCCACGCAUCCACCCGGCGGCCCUACCCCCCCCACCCACGCUCGCCCUCCCCCCCACUCUACCACGACUAUCUCACCACACACCCCCACGGGCCGCCCUUCCACCUACCCAAAUCAACCUCCCCUUCACCCUCCAAACCCACCCUGCCUCUCCACAUCCGCCCUCCCCCGCCCUUUCCCGCCCCCCACAGCCCCCCCCCCACCAACCAGUAGCCCUUUCCACCGCGUCGCCGCGUCGCGCCCGCAUCUCCCACAACCACCGGCCCCCCCCCCCCCGUCACCCACAGCAUCUCCCCCAACCCAACGCCAACCCCCCACACCACCCCCCCAAGUGCCCUCCCCGACCUCCCUGAACCACCAUUGCCUCGGCCCCAGACCCCCCCCCGUGCCGUCCUCGCUACCGCACCCCCCCCCCCGCCCUUCCGUCGCCCCCGCUCCCCCCCCCCGAAUCCCCACCCUCCCACACUGCACCUCAUAUCACCCCAGCCUCAUCACACCCCCCGAGGCCCUCCUCCCCCCCCCCCCCUCACCCCCCGACGCCCCAACCACCCCGUUCCCCCCCCACGCCCCCCCGCGCCCAUCUCCCCCCCCCCAUCCCCACGCCUCUAACGGUUCCCUCCCCCCACCCCUUCGUCCCCCCCUCUCCCUCUCGCCUCCCCCCCCAUCCCCCCAUCCACAACCCUACCCAUAUCUCCGCCCCGAUUUCCCUCCCAUCCCGGGCUCGCCCACCCCCUCCCCCCCCCCCCUCCCCUCCCCUUAUCCCUUCUGUGUCUCCGCACCCCCAGGACCACUCCCCACCCCCCCCCCCACCCCAACCGGUUCCUCAGCCCCCAGGAUCAACCUCCCACACACGACCCCCCUUCUGACCCCCACGUUACUCGCCCCUCCCCUCCCCCUCCACCCCACUCGCCCCGUCCUCCCCCCCCCUGCCCCUCCUUGCCCCCGACACCCCUGA
Knipowitschia caucasica is the source of this 1494-nucleotide messenger RNA. Lineage: Eukaryota; Metazoa; Chordata; Actinopteri; Gobiiformes; Gobiidae. The record is from the annotation of a GenBank genome assembly.